This is a messenger RNA of Musca domestica (house fly), 978 nucleotides long. Its product is annotated as E3 SUMO-protein ligase RanBP2-like. NCBI's taxonomy places the organism in Eukaryota, Metazoa, Arthropoda, Insecta, Diptera, Muscidae. Gene Ontology annotation, biological process: intracellular transport. The annotation marks the transcript as partial. Gene Ontology annotation, cellular component: cytoplasm; nuclear pore. The transcript has 2 exons. The record is from RefSeq and is a predicted model, not a curated record. Gene Ontology annotation, molecular function: GTPase activator activity.
UUCAUUGUCCCAGCAGCUGUGUCUCAAAAGAGCAUUGAUGGUGGUGCUGGAGGCGACGAUGCCGGCGGUGAAAAUGAUGAAAAUUACGAUCCUCAUUAUGACCCCAUUAUAGAGUUGCCAAAUGAAAUCGUCGUCACAACAGGCGAAGAAGAAGAAACUAAAAUUUUUGGAGAACGAGCAACACUCUACAGAUAUGAUGCCACAAACAAGGAAUGGAAAGAAAGAGGUGUUGGCGAAUUAAAACUUUUAAUGCAUCCCGUUAAGCAAUCCUAUCGUUUGGUAAUGCGCCGCGAGCAAAUACAUAAAUUAGUACUCAAUCAUGCCAUCACCGGUGACUUUCACUUUGCGAAUAUGAAUAAUAAUCCGAAGAGUUUUGUUUGGGCCACCAUGAAUUAUGCCGAAUCGACAGAAGGAGAAUUGGAGAAGCUGGCAGUACGCUUCAAAAAAGUUGAAUUGGCAGAAAAUUUCAGUGCUAAACUAAAGGAGUGCAUAGAUAAAUGUAAACAACGUGAAACGGGUGAAAAAUAGGAAAAAUAGUGAAUUUUAGUGUCAUUAAAAGAUUCUAUUCAGAAGCUAUUCUGAUUGUUAGCACACACACACACUAACGAUGGCAUGGUGUAUUAAUAAUAUUUUCUGUAGCCCGAUAUCGGAUUUUUGCUAUGCGGCGGCAAGAAUGAACUUUGUAUUUAGUCGAUACAUGUUAAUUUUUUUUUUGAAUAAGUUUAAUUUAAUUUGUAUCCAUUUGUAGUUUUUAUUAUUAAUAUAAGACUUGUCGAUUGUUUACUGGCCAAGAAGAAUAUUGUCCACAAAUUUAUGUUCCAAAAAUGUUGUAUCAAUAAUCUUCUCAUUCAUCAUCUUAUUUGUAUGUUUUGGAAUACGGAAUAUGUUAGUUUUAGAAAUCCCCUGUUGAAAUUCAAAUUUAUGUUAUACAUAACAACUGCAAAUACCAAUAAAAACCAGAAGAAAAGAAAAUAAUAA